Messenger RNA from Bufo bufo (common toad), 3655 nucleotides. It is a transcript of the gene VWA2, whose product is annotated as von Willebrand factor A domain containing 2. Gene Ontology annotation, biological process: calcium-independent cell-matrix adhesion. Gene Ontology annotation, molecular function: calcium ion binding. Lineage: Eukaryota; Metazoa; Chordata; Amphibia; Anura; Bufonidae. Gene Ontology annotation, cellular component: basement membrane. The record is from RefSeq and is a predicted model, not a curated record. The transcript has 14 exons. The coding region runs from base 116 to 2461 and encodes 781 amino acids.
AGUCACUGCUCUGGAGUCCUGAGGGGACGGUGCUGCUGCCAGGACUGUCCACACUGCGACACCGGACCUCCGGGAACCUACCUGCCCGACCCACUGUGUGCGAUCCGUCUGUGGAAUGAUGCUCCGGGGAAGCGGCUUUGUUCUCCUCUUCUACGUAUUUCCAGGUCUCGCUGUCCAGCAGCUCCACGUGAACCCACAGAUUACUGCCAAGAUCGCCGCCGCCGCCGCCAGGAUGUUCUGUUCGACGCCCCUGGACGUCCUCAUUCUCCUCGAUGGUUCCAAUAGUGUUGGGAAGGGCAGUUUUGAGAGGUCCAAGCACUUUGCAGUAAAGCUCUGUGACGCUUUAGACAUUAGCGCUGAGCGGGUAAGAGUGGGGGUCAUUCAGUACAGCACCACUCCGCAGGUUGAGCUCCGGCUAGACUCGGGAUUCGCUAAAGGAGACGUCAAAGAGAAGAUCAAGUCGGUGGCGUUUAAAGGGGGCAGCACUGAGACCGGCCUGGCCCUAAAAUAUAUUUUGCGGAAAGGUUUUCCAGGUGGUCGAGACUCUUCUGUCCCCAAGAUGUUGAUCCUUCUCUCUGAUGGCAAGUCCCAGGGGCAGCCGACAGUCCCGGCUCUGCAGCUCAAGGAGCAGGGGGUCGAGGUGUUUGCAGUUGGUGUAAAGUUUCCAAGAUGGGCGGAGCUUCAUUCCCUCGCCAGUGAUCCGGCCGCGCAACACGUAUUUUUUGCUGAACAUGUGAAUGACGCUGUCAAUGGUCUGUGCAGCGCUCUGAGUAACACGUCGGUAUGCAGCGCGGUCCCAGCAGGUUGCACAAUCCAUUCCUUCCCAUGUGAGCGGAAAACCCUGGAAACGGUGAAGGAACUGACGGGGAACUACAUGUGCUGGAGAGGAGCCGCCGGCCCCAGUCGUGUGUACGCAGGACACUGUCCCUUCUACAGCUGGAAACGUUUCUACAGCCGCCUCGAGGCUCAGUGCUCCCGGUCAGUCUGUCCAGAUCCCUGUGACUCUCAGCCGUGCAAGAACGGAGGCACCUGCAUCCCCGACGACACGGACAAGUAUCACUGCUUGUGUCCUGCUGGAUUCGCGGGUGACUCUGAGUGCGCUCCUAACUUGAGCCUUGAGUGCUACGUAGACCUGCUCUUCCUGGUGGACAGCUCGUCGUCCCUGGAGAGCUUCCUGCAGCACCGAUCCUUCGUGAAGCGCUUCCUGCAGGCCGCCCUGUCGGACGACUCCCCGGUCAAUGUCGGCGUGGCCCAGUACAGCGAUGAGGUGCAGAUGGUGGUGAAGAUCAAUGAGUACGAGAACGUGGCGGAGCUGCUCAGAUACGUGGAGGGCAUGAGGUUUAUGGGCGGUGGCAUCUACACGGGUAAAGCCCUGCGGCAUGUCACUCAGCACGGGUUCAAGAGCACCCCGACCUUCUCUGACAUCCGCGACGACCUCCCGCGGGUUGUGGUCUUAUUGGCCGGAUCCACGUCUAAGGACUCUGUGAAGGAACCCGCCCAGUAUGCCCGCGACCAUGAGGUGUUUAUUAUCGGAGUAGCAAGCGACGCCACCAAAGAGGAGAUGACGGAGAUUGUGGGGAACCCCCAAGAUGUGAUCGGAUACUCCAACCCCCAACAUCUAUUCAACCAGCUGCCCCAGCUCCAGAAGAAAAUCUGCAGCGUCGACAUCCAGGGUUGUCAGGCCCAGCCCCUGGAUCUCGUCUUCGUCUUGGACGCCUCCUCCAGUGUCGGACAGGAGAACUUUCUCCGGGUGCUGAACUUCAUGACCAUGGUGGCCCUUCAGUUUGACGUUAACCGCGAUGUCACCCAGGUGGGGCUGGUCACGUACGGCGCUCAGCCGCUGACGGUAUUUGGGCUGGACGUCCAUGAGACGAGUUCUAGCCUCCUCCACGCCAUUAACCGGGCGCAGUACCAGGGAGGACCGCCGAACACACGAGGCGCCCUCCUCCAUGUCUACAGUGAGGUGAUGACCGUUCAGAAAGGGGCACGUCCUGGGGUGAAGAAGGCGGUGGUGCUGGUCACUGACGGGCGCGGCUCCGAGGACGCUGCCGUCUCCGCCCAGAGGCUGCGCGAUAAUGGGAUCUCCAUCUUCACUGUCGGAGUUGGGAAAAUCCAUAGGAACUUGCUGCUGCGCAUUGCGGGAUCCGACCGGUACCUCACCCACGUCCCAUCCCAUGACGCCCUCAGUCAGUACGAAGACGCCAUCAUCCAGAGGGUGUGUGAAGAGGCGAAGACGAAGGUGAACCUGUGUUUGCCGAAUCCCUGUGUGAACGGGGGGCUGUGCAUCCUGGGAGACGGCAGCUACCGCUGUGAGUGCGAUGGAUGGGACGGGCCGCACUGCGAGACACGAAUCCUUCGAGGAGACGUCCAGUGGCCACUGGGAUUACAGAGCAAAAACCCGAGGCAGCAGCACUCAUCCGCAUCGCAGCGACGGCUCAGGCGCCAUAACCUCAGCGCAUAGCCAGGAACCUACCGUUACUGACACCCUGCAGAGAGGAGGCGGCUUUACUCCAUCAGCAGCUGACAAGCACUGACCUCACCGAACCACAGCCAGUGUAAUGCCGCUGAGUGGUCACUAGAGGGCAACCAAUCAGAACCUGAUGAUGCGUCGUAACCGCGGCGGCAUUCCUCCAAUCUGGCUCCGGACUGCUGUAAAUAUUAUAAAACAGUGAGCGCUGGUUCUGAGGUGGAAAGUGCAGCCAUAUUGGUCAUUUGCUGUGACAACCAAUAUGGUCGCACUUCCUGCCAGGGCUGCGGCCGAGGCUGUGACUGCUGAUUUAUCCACUGUAUAGAUUCAUAUCUGAAGCUUGGUGGUCAUAGUGCAAGACCAGGGACGCCUUUACUGAUCUCGCAUCCGGAGCUGAAUUCAGAAUUCUGCCCAGAAAUACCAUGUGCUCCGCUGUCCAGCAUUGUGGAGAUGGAGUUACUCUUUACCCACAAUGCACCACAGGAAAGCAAUCCCCACAGAACCAAUACACCAGCAGGGGCCAGUGCAGAGAGUGAGGCCCUGGAGCCUGAGCGCUAACCGAUAACCGCCAGGAUUGUGACUGCAGCUCUGGAUGUGACUGGAAUAUAAGACAUGACAGAAAAUGAGAAUUGUAAAUGUAGCUUUGUAUGUGAUUAGAGAAUAAGACAAGAUGUAAAAGUAAAAUUGUGACUGCAGCUUUGUAUGUGAACAGAGAACUACAUAUGUUAAAGUAGAAUUAUUACUGCAGCUCUGAAUGUGAGUGGAGUACUAGGCGUGAUGCAGAUCUGGCUGUAAAUGGAAGAAAAGUAAUGGUGUAAAAGAAUUGUGAGUGCGUCUCUGGAUGUGACUGGAGUAAAAGACAGGGUGUAACAUGAGAAGCGUUAACGCAGCUCUGGAUGUGAUUAGAGUAUUAGAUAUGUUCUAAUAUGACAAUAGUGAAUGCAGGUCUGGAUGUGACUAGAGUAUAAGUCAAGAUAAAAUAUGUGAAUAGGUAAUGCAGCUCUGGAUGUGACUGGAGAAUAAGACAAGAUGUUUCUUGGGAUCAGAUCAAGUAAAGUAGGAAAUGUAUUUGUCUCCUCAGCGUUAGGACUUGUUCACAGGAACGUAUGAGUUCCGUUUCCGUAUUGCAGACCGCAUAUGCGGAUACACUUCACACCGUUCCGUGUCACGGAUGCGGACCUAUUUGCU